UGACGCUAAUGGGGGGGUAGAGUAGAAAAUAUAUAUUUGACAGGGGUUUGACUGACGGGAGAUAAGGGGGCAGUAGUAGGCGAGAAGGACCUGCGUAUGAAACGAAAUUUAAGUUACUUUUUGUAUGUCGGUCACAUUUUCUUUGUGACUGUUGCCGUGAGUUGAAUCGUAUGUGAUGAUUAAUUCGGAAAGACACAGCAACAGGGCAUAGAACUACAGGAUGUCGCGGACAGUUUCAGUUUUUUGGAUGGGGAAGCACGACUAGAACAGUAAAACGCAACGCGGAAAAUAUUUAAAAGGGAGAAUGCGAAUGGUUAGAAGAGAUAGAAUUCAAACAAAAUGGAAACAAUGUAGCAUCGCUGCGGCAUUCCAUAUAGCUAUAAGCACUACUAGAGUAGAAAAUAGAGAGCUUGUUAACAAAUAUAAAUGUAACGUUACUUAUUAUUUAUCAGAAAAGCGCAAACAGAGUCUGUAGUAAACUGGUUGAAAUAAAAAUAGUUCGUUGGUGUCCCCAGCUACCAAAGAAGAGAACUCAAAUAUGCUACGGAGAAGACUGAACCGUUUGUUUGGUAGGGACGAGAGGAGGGUAGACAGCAGGACCAUCUACGUAGGCCACCGGCCCUGUCCCACCACCGACGCUUUCAUCCCCCCCAAGUUCUGUGACAACAGGAUUGUCUCUUCCAAGUACACGGUGUGGAACUUCCUGCCGAAGAAUCUGUUUGAACAGUUCAGAAGAAUCGCCAAUUUCUACUUCCUCAUCAUCUUUUUGGUGCAGGUGAUUGUAGACACCCCCACCAGCCCAGUCACUAGUGGCCUGCCAUUGUUCUUCGUCAUCACAGUAACAGCCAUUAAACAGGGCUAUGAGGACUGGCUGCGGCACAAGGCAGACAAUGAGGUGAAUAAGUACCUGGUGACGGUGCUGGAGGACGGCCGGAGAGCACGCAAGGAGAGCGAGAAGAUCAAGGUCGGGGAUGUGGUGGAGGUGGUGGAGGAUGAGACCUUUCCCUGUGACCUCAUCCUGCUGCAGUCCAGCCGGGAGGACGACACCUGCUUUGUCACCACGGCCAGUCUGGACGGGGAGUCCAACCAUAAGACACACUACACAGUGCCAGACACAGAGAAGGGCCUGGAGUCUCUCAGCGCCACCGUGGAGUGCGAGCAGCCGCAGCCUGACCUCUACAAGUUUGUGGGGCGUAUGCACAUCUACAAGAAUGACCAGGAGCCUGCUGUGAGGUCUUUGGGUCCAGAGAAUCUCCUCCUGAAAGGCGCUACCUUGAAGAAUACUCAGAAGAUUUAUGGAGUGGCAGUGUACUCUGGCAUGGAAACCAAAAUGGCUCUGAACUACCAGGGGAAGUCCCAGAAGCGGUCUGUGGUGGAGAAAUCUAUCAAUGCCUUCCUGCUGGUGUACCUGUGUAUCCUGGUGAGCAAGGCCCUGGUGUGCACCACGCUCAAGUACGUGUGGCAGAGCCAACCAGGCCAGGAAGAGCCCUGGUACAACCAGAAGACGCAGAAGGAGAAAGAUGCCAACCUGUACCUGAAUAUGUUUACUGACUUCCUGUCGUUCAUGGUGCUGUUCAACUUCAUCAUCCCCGUGUCCAUGUACGUGACGGUGGAGAUGCAGAAGUUCCUGGGCUCCUUCUUCAUCUCCUGGGACAAGGACUUCUUCGACCCCGAGAUCCAGGAAGGGGCUCUGGUCAACACCUCUGACCUCAACGAGGAGCUAGGACAGGUGGAGUAUGUGUUCACGGACAAGACGGGCACUCUGACCCAGAACAGCAUGGAGUUCAUCGAGUGCUGCAUCGACGGCUUCCAGUACAAGAACCGUGACUCGAGCACCGAGUUGGGCGGCUUCUGUGUCACAGAUGGACCCGUGAGCAUGCUGCAGCAGAAGGCUGGCAGGGAGGAGGAGGAGCUGUUCCUGCGGGCUCUGUGUCUGUGCCACACGGUGCAGGUCAAGGAGUCUACGGGUCAGGAGGACGGGGUUGGGGACCAGGUGGACGGUGUCCUGGGGCUGGACGGAGAGAUGGUUCACCCUGCAGAGCUCAGGGGCUUCAUCGCCUCCUCACCCGACGAGGUGGCACUGGUCAAGGGAGCCAUGAAGUAUGGUUUCACAUUCCUAGGUAUGGAGAGCAAGAACAUGAGAGUGAUGAACAGAGACAAAGAUGUUGAAACGUACGAGCUGCUUCAUGUGUUGAACUUUGACCCGGUGAGAAGACGUAUGAGCGUAAUAGUACGAUCCAAAUGCGGGGACAUCAUGCUGUUCUGUAAGGGGGCCGACUCCUCCAUCUUCCCCCGUGUCAGGCAGGAGGAGGUGGACAGGAUAUGCAUGCACGUGGAGCGCAACGCUACGGAAGGCUACCGGACACUGUGUGUGGCCUACAAGCUGCUGAGUUCUGAAGAGUACGCCCAGGCAGACGCAGGGCUGAGGGAAGCCAGGCUGGCCCUGGAUGACCGAGAGGAGAAACUCAUGGCUGUCUACAACCAGGUGGAGACUGGGAUGAGCCUGAUCGGAGCUACUGCCGUGGAGGACAGGUUGCAGGAGGAGGCAGCGGAGACCAUGGAGGCCCUGCAGCGGGCUGGCAUGAAGGUGUGGGUUCUUACGGGGGACAAGAUGGAGACGGCCAAGUCCACGUGCUACGCCUGCCGACUGUUCCAGAGGGGCACAGAGCUGCUGGAACUGACGGUGCGAACCCUGGAGGACGGUGGGAGGAGGAGAGAAGAGCGCCUGCAUGAGGUGCUGUUAGACUACCACAAGAGGGCAGUGCAGGACACUCCACCGGUUAAGACUGGGAUCACCAGGAGCUGGACUUCAUCUAAGCAGGACUACGGCUUCAUCAUAGACGGAGCCACUCUGUCCUUAGUGUUCAACUCCUCUCCUGACUCCAGCCACUACAAGAGUCUGUUACUCCAGAUCUGUCAGAACUGUACCACUGUGCUGUGCUGCCGUAUGGCUCCCCUACAGAAGGCCCAGAUCGUGAACAUGGUGAAGAACUCUAAAGGCAGCCCUAUUACCCUCUCCAUCGGAGAUGGAGCCAACGAUGUCAGUAUGAUCCUGGAGGCACACAUUGGCAUCGGUAUAAAAGGUAAAGAGGGUCGCCAGGCAGUGAGGAACAGUGACUAUGCCAUCCCUAAACUCAAGCACCUGAAGAAACUGUUACUGGGACACGGGCACCUCUACUACGUUCGGAUCGCCCACCUGGUGCAAUACUUCUUCUACAAGAACCUCUGCUUCAUCUUACCUCAGUUCUUGUACCAGUUUUUCUGUGGAUCUUCCCAGCAACCCCUCUACGACGCAGCCUAUCUGACGAUGUACAACAUCUGUUUUACCUCAAUGCCUAUCCUGGCCUACAGCCUCUUGGAGCAGCACAUCUGUAUGGAGGUCCUGAUGAGCAACGCCACCCUCUACAGGGACGUAGCAAAGAACGCCAUGUUGCGUUGGGGCCCCUUCCUGUACUGGACCCUACUUGGGGUCUACCAGGGCCUCCUGUUUUUCUUUGGUGUCCGCUUUCUCUUUAGUAACCCCGCCCUGCAGGACAAUGGCCAGGUGUUUGGAAAUUGGUCGUACGGAACAAUUGUUUUUACUGUCCUCGUCUUCACCGUUACGCUAAAGCUGGCUAUGGACACGCGCCAUUGGACGUGGAUCAAUCACUUUGUCAUCUGGGGCUCGCUGGCCUUCUACGUGUUCUUCAGCUUCUUCUGGGGAGGAAUCAUAUGGCCCUUCCUUCGGCAGCAGCGUCUCUACUUUGUGUUUGCUAACAUGCUGAGCGCUGUGUCGGUCUGGCUGGUCAUCAUUCUCCUCAUCCUGCUCAGCCUGCUGCCUGAGAUCCUGCUGCUGGUCCUCCGCAAGCCGCGCUGGCCCCACUCUCGACAGAAGAAGCUGGUGAUUCAGUCGGGCGAGGGGGAAACCCGCUCUUCAGCCAGGCCCCUGCUAAUGCGAACCUUUUCAGACGAGUCCAAUACUAUGCUAUGAACAGGUACCAGCCCCAACUCUGCGGCCUAGUUAAACCAAUCAGAUAACCCCCUUGAAACAAACCCUUUAGCAGCCUAUAUCUGCCGGGGCCCAUUACCCCUUAACUGUAACCAGAAUCCAGUAUUCUACUCCAAAUCCUGCUUUCUGUGCCUUCAAGAAUGAGGAUCCUUUUUUAAGAACUCGGUUCAGCCCUCUAUCACUUACCAUAACCCAUACUUCCUGUGUGGUGAACUCUUAUUGGUUGGCUGAAAAGUGUGUUCGUCAUAAUGUCUGCUUCAUAUUUUGCUUGUGAUAUGUGUACAUACAGGUAACUGACAAAAUAAAGGAAUCACUUGAGUAAAUGAGGGAUACAAAGUAUAUUGAAAGCAGGUGCUUCCGCACAGGUGUGCUUGCUGAGUUAAUUAAGCAAUUAACAUCCCAUCAUGCUUAGGGUCAGUUAUAAAAAUUCCCAGUUAUCCAUUAUUUUUGCUACCAUGGCCAGAAGAGAGCUCAGUGACUUGUAAAGAUGGGUCUCAAAGGAGCGUAGGGGGAUUACUGCAUUUUUUAUUUUUUUUAUUAAAAAAAAGUUUUGUUAGAUUAAAUAAUCCGGUUUCCCGUAAAUGCAUUGUGGGUUGAAUGCUUUAACACAGAAGAAAACAAUUAAUCAAUGCCCCAUGAUGGUAGUGACUGCCCUUUACAGUUUUAACCAUUUAUUCACAUUGCUUGAAUAUAUACAGAAAUAUUUUAUUUGACUUUAUUAUUUCAUUCCAAGUCAUCUUAUCUCUAAAGAGCUACUGCUUAUGCUGUCUGACAAAAUCACUAUUUUAGUAGUUCUUCAAAGUAAAUAAGGCAAACUUUAAUGACUGCUGAAUACCAACUAUCACACUUGGAUCAUAUAUUUUCAGGUUGACACCUUGCAAAGCAACUGCUCUCUAUCCCCCUCAAUCAAGCAUUCUUCUAUCUCUUCUCUCCAUGUCUGCCCCUCACAAUUUUUUACAUUUUAUUUAACCUUUAUUUAACUAGGCAAGUCAGUUAAGAACAAAUUGUUAUUUUCAAUGACGGCCUGGGUUAACUUCCUUAUUCAGGGGCAGAACGACAUAUUUUUACCUUGUCAGCUCGUGGAUUCGAUCUUGCAACCUUUUGGUUACUAGUCCAACGCUCUAACCACUAGGCUACCUGCUGCCCCUAACCUAAUGUAGCAGGUGUAAAAUAAACACAGACCGGACACGUAGGCACAAUGGAUUGUAGUUAAUUAUCACGUUUUCUGCUCUAAACUAUUUAGAAUAUUUGCUCGUUGGAAACCACAACUCCUUACUGCGUAGCACAGUUUGGCCUUGAUCUGAUUCAUCUCUAGAGAAACUGCAAAAUAUUGACAUUGAGCUCACAGGGAAAAAAUAAUUUAACUGACAUUAGUCAAUUAGUUUGAAAACCAAAAAAUAACCAACAUUUCAGAUAAUCGCUCAGCAUGUGUCUCACCAUAUCUCAGCCCAAUUGAACACUUCUGGAAGAUUCAGGAGCGGCGCCUGAGACAGUGUUUUCCAACCUCAACAAAACCUCAUUAUGGAAUUUCUCAUGGAAGAAUGGUGUCCCAUCCCUCCAAUAGAUUCUGAAGUGUCUGGAACUCUAUCCCAGGGAUGGAACUGUGUUGGGGUCUCAACUUACUGUUGCGAGUUAGAAUAGUAGAAUACACGAGGUGCAAUUUCAAAAUUGGUUGAGCAUCAGCAGUAAGUCCCUGAUUUAGUCAGUCAAUUAGCCCAUGUCAGCAAUUCUUUGGGGGGGGAUUGCUAAAUUGGUUUUGUGGCCAGCUACCUAAACUUGUUAUCAUGGUCGAAUUACCUGCUGCGGGGGACCCCAUUGAUUUUGUAAGUCAGUCUCACUCUGAAAUAAUAUUAAAAACUGCAAACAUUUCUCACUAAAAUGUUUUGCUCACAGAGGGGGUGUAUGGAUUUGGGGUCAUGGACCCACGAGCAACUGCGACCCCUCAUGAUGAGUUUAUAUAUUGUGUCCCCCGCCCCAUGAAAGUUGCCCAUCCCUGAUCUGUAUCAAGGCACAUUGAAGCUGUUCUGAUGGCUCGUAGUGGCCCAAUGCCCUAUGAAGACACUAUGGUGUGUCCUUAAAUUAUUGCAGUUACCUGUACAUGCUGUACGUCCUUAUGGACAAAGUUAAGUCAAAAGAUUUAGAUUAACAUUCAGUCAGUUGAAAGUUUUUAAGGCGUCGCCAGGACAAUGAUGAAUGCUCCUUUCAGCCUCCAAGUAGACGAACUGCUCAUUGUGUCCUUGCAUGUGCUCUUUUUAAUGAUUUCAUGUUACCUUUUUGAAAUAAAAUAUCAAGUCUCCCGUGGAUGGGGAUUCGUUUGUGUACAUGUUAAAAGGGUGAAUGUGAGUAAGUCUGUUUUGGUUUUUCUUUCGGCUCCAUGUAUGUAAUUAAACAUUGCAGGCCUCGUCAUCUGCCAUUUUUAUUUCUCCCCUCAUGGCGUUGUCAUUUAUGUGGUGGUUGUAUUAUAUAUAUUUUUUUACCCUGGUUGCAUGUGCAAUAACAUGCUUGUGUGUCACUGGCGCCUCGUGUUUUUUCAUUUGCAAGUGCUUCAUUCUAAGUGGCGACUAUCGAGCUUAGCUGACUGCAUGUUAUGCCAUUGCUUUGCCAGGUAUAUUAAAUGUUGAGCUUACUACUGAACGUCGUCUGAGGGUUUGGGUUCCAUUUAUUGGAAUGGCAGUGAAGUGUUAACACCAGGCUUUACGUUCCCAUCCCUCAUCUUCAUUUAACCUGUUUAUCUGUUCUUCCCAGCCUUCAGAGGACGGACUCCUACAGACAUCCAGGUAAAACAAGGGGCUAAUCUCGCAUGUCUAACCCCUCGGUUAUUGCUCAUGGUCAUGGGUGUCUUGGGUUCCCGUCACUUCACCAGAAUCCUGGUUGAUGAUCACGUUCAAUCAGAGCAAUAGACAUUCAAUGAUAGAUUCCAGCUGAUCUCUGUUUUCAGGGGAGGUGUGUCCAAUCGAUUUUUUUCUGGGGGUAUGUUGUCAAUUCUCCUCGUCAAUCCUAUCCUUUUUAAUGCUGUCGGUGUCAUGGUGUGGCUGGGUCUUGCCACCAUCCAGUGGUUGGCAAUUGGCAGGAGCAGGUUUCUGUUUAUAGAGGUGGACUGACUUCUGUGUGUGUGUUUUGUAUGUCCUCUCCAGAUCGCUGCCGUCACGCCCUUGUCCUACAAGCACCUGAAGGAGCGGGAGUAAAGGGCACAAAGGAGGAUCAACUACCCUGCCCAUGGCACUCUGGCUGCCUGAACUUUUGCCUGAUCUAAAAAGCAAAUGGAAAACAACGUAAUAGAAAUGAUAAAAGACCCAGGGAUGACUCCAGCAGUGUUUUGACUGAGUAUUCCACUGCUCCCUCCGUCCUUCCCCCUCUUCCUGUCUCCCUCUGCAUGUCUGCAGUGCAGAUUGCUGCAGCACAGGCCAUUUUUACCACGUUUUUACUGGACUCUUCAAACAUGAGAGGCAUGAGUUUCCGGAGUUUAUUUUUCUGUCCUUUGAAUACUACGAUUGCGGGGGGGGCGGAAAUGCGUACACAGCUGCCUUGUCAGAAGUACUCCUACGGUCGGCUGUGUUCUAACAUGCAGCCACACCUCCACUGUCCCAGAAUGAUUCAUCUGCAUGAAACUAAGGAGGCCUCAUGAAUGCCACAUUCCACUUGUUAUUUGUAUUUUUCUGCAAGGUUUGUGUUAUUUUUUAAAAUUAAAUGUCACCUAACUUUCUGAAACAAAAAUUCCACUGCACCAGAUCCAAAUCAUAGUUUAUAAGUUACAUGAUUCCAGUCAAGUCCAAUGCAAAGACAGCAUAUUCACUCAGGGCAGACUGCACUGAACACAGGUUACUGGAUGUCUUCAAAAUGUCUUUGCCUUGAAUACUGAGUGUUUUUAGAGCACAACCCCCUACUGGGUUAAGUCUCUAUUUUCCCAUCUCCCCAAAGUGUGUGAUGAAUCGAAAUGACUGGUAAUGAGUUGUGCUUGCCAACAUUUCUACCUGGUUCAGUGUUUGUUGCAUGACUUGAAUCUUCCCACCUUAAGGCCGGUGAUCGUUUAAGAAAAUCCCAAAUGUAUUGAAAAUUAAUAUGUGCUGUGUAUCGCUUAACCUGUUUGAAUAUCUAAAGCUUGAUGCCAAAAAUGUGUCUGAGCUGGGGAGAUGCAAGUGUCAUGCCCAGCGCCGUCCAAAUGAUUUCAAACUAUGUUGCUGAGAGAGUGUGUGUAUCUGUGCCCAGCAGCACAAUUAUACUGGAUGGGAAUCAUGGCCUCAAAGCAACCUGUGUGUGUUACAUUGAGACACGUUUAACCAGGAUACCUGGAUCUACCUUGUACAUUUAGCAUGUGGUUGUCAUGACCUGUCCUCUAAAGGACUUCAGGGGUUCUGUGGAGCACGCACACACCUAUGGAUCCAAACAUGCACUAAAAGCCUAAAAUGAGUGAUAUUUGUCCCAUUACCAGUUAGUGUUGUUUGUCAAAGGUGUGCUGAUGUUGGUGGGUAAAGAUCCCAACUUCAGACUUCCUCUUUCGUGUCACCAUAGGUAAUGCCACUGUGAGGCUUUCUACCCACCUGCUACCAUAGAUGUUCAUGUAUCUCCAGUUACGCUGUCUGAGAUGGGUUUCUUACAGAAAGACGGUUCUGACUUCUAGCGUUAGUGCUUCAUACAUUCCAUUUCUACAUGCCAUGAGUUUGAAUCACUUUUAGACACUAUAUGGGAAGAUGUUUUGGAACAUGUGAAAAUCUAUUUGACAUAUUUAUUGUUCUGUGUAAUUUUACUCACAAAUUGUAUAUUUUUAUUACAUGAAUCUUUUUUUUUGUAGCGAAUGAUCGGCCUUGUGCUUCUUCAGUAUGCCUGUGUCACUUCAGACCAGAUGUGUGCCCAGUGCUAACCCAUAUAAUCUGUAUCUCACACACGCACCCUGCAGGUAUAUCCUACCUUACACCUCUACUAUAUCCUCUCCCUCCACCGGUCUGGUCGCAGGUCGGAUCACAGAGCACCGGUUAGAUCAGUUCAGUCAUAUCCAGCCUUGGAAUGGAGCUUCUUCUAUGUUUGCCACAGAGGGAUAUGCCUGGGAGUAGGUGCCCUAUUGGCACCUCUAGUCUCUUAAAGGCCAUAACAGGUCGUGUACAGCCGUCAUGUAGCUAUUACAGUAUCUCCUCAUAUGAUGAUUAGCAUCACUGAUGGUUGUAGUUCCUAAGUUGAGUAUCCUUAGUCCAGAUGGGCUCCAUUCCAGCUCCUUAGUGGUUGGAGAUACUGUAAUAGCUACAUGAGGCCUGUACAUGACCUGUGACGUACUGAGCAUGUGCAGCCUGGUGCCCCCUCCCCUCUGUCACACUUGGCAGAAUUCAAGACAUGGCUCCCAUGCCAAAUGUGAUUUACCGUACUUCCAUCAACCUCAUAUUUAACUUAACUUUCAGUUAAGAAAAAAUUCCUAUUUUCAAUGACGGCCUAGGAGCAGUGUGUUAACUGCCUGUAUCACAUGCUGUACCAUCUUGUGGAGGAGAAAAUUAUAUAUUUACCUUGACUUCAAGGGUCUAGAGUUUCCAGAGGGUUGUCUACACCAGAUGGCUGUAAUACGGGGAACCCUUUGUAAUGUUUCCUUUUGAAACACUAAAGCUAUGAGGAGUAUGGACUGUGCUCAGACUAACGUGAAGACACCGGUGGACUUUCACCUACCUGGGCUCGGUGUCCUAGGUCAGUCGGGUAGGAGGACUUUCUGUAUGUUUUAAAAAACAAAAACAAACCUUUAACAUUACAUCGGAGAUGCUAAAAUGCUUUAAAAAAGUAUUGGAUACUCAUGUUUGGCCUGACAAAAUACGUAAAAUAAUUGAUUGUAUUUUAAAUGCAACCUUUUUCCAGCUACUUUUGUAAGAAUAAUCAAAACGUCCAAAAAAAGCACGAGAGGCUGGGUGAAUGUGGAGAAUGACCCUGUCCGCGGGUGACUGCUGUGGUGGGGUGCCUUAGGUUCUACGGGCACAAAAUGGGCACUUCACAUCUGGCCCCUCAGUCUCCAGCCUCGGCACUCUGAACGUCCGAUCUGAAUGUACCACUUUAAGACCAGUAUGUUCAACAGUUUUUCUGCAAUAAAACACUGUUUUGAAGAAAA
Messenger RNA from Salvelinus fontinalis (brook trout), 10064 nucleotides. Its product is annotated as phospholipid-transporting ATPase 11C-like. Gene Ontology annotation, cellular component: endoplasmic reticulum; recycling endosome; trans-Golgi network. The record is from RefSeq and is a predicted model, not a curated record. Bases 539 to 3970 code for a protein of 1143 amino acids. Gene Ontology annotation, biological process: phospholipid translocation. Gene Ontology annotation, molecular function: magnesium ion binding; ATPase-coupled intramembrane lipid carrier activity; ATP binding. Lineage: Eukaryota; Metazoa; Chordata; Actinopteri; Salmoniformes; Salmonidae. The transcript is spliced from 28 exons.